UUUCUUUUUACCUCCAACAGGAGUUGGUGGCUAUUCUUACCUAUAUGAGCCACUCUGGUGGGCAGGCAUGAUAACAAUGAUUGUGGGAGAAGUUGCUAAUUUUGCAGCUUAUGCAUUUGCUCCGGCUAUCCUGGUUACUCCUCUUGGUGCACUAAGCAUAAUAAUCAGUGCUGCAUUAGCACAUAUUAUUUUGCGGGAGAGACUACAUAUUUUUGGUAGUCUUGGUUGCGUUUUAUGUGUUGUGGGAUCAACAACAAUUGUUCUUCAUGCCCCCCAAGAACGGGAAAUUGAAUCUGUAACGGAGGUCUGGGAUUUGGCUACUGAACCAGCCUUCCUAUUCUAUGCAGCUCUGGUAAUGGCAGCAGUAUUUGUACUUAUAUUUUAUUUCAUACCCCAGUACGGGCAGACACACAUUAUGGUGUAUAUUGGUGUCUGUUCUCUAGUUGGAUCUCUUUCGGUCAUGAGCGUGAAAGCUCUUGGAAUAGCUCUGAAGUUGACAUUUUCAGGGAUGAACCAGCUAAUAUAUCCACAAACAUGGGCAUUUACUAUUGUCGUAAUUACAUGUGUGAUUACUCAAAUGAACUAUUUGAAUAAGGCCCUUGAUACAUUCAAUACAGCAGUUGUUUCACCUAUAUAUUACGUGAUGUUUACAUCAUUAACAAUUCUGGCUAGCGUCAUCAUGUUCAAGGACUGGGAUCGGCAAAACCCAACACAAAUCAUGACUGAAAUGUGUGGCUUUGUAACAAUUCUUUCUGGAACCUUUCUCCUUCACAAGACAAAGGACAUGGUUGAUGGUCAUUCACCAUCUCUUUCAUCACGACUCCCGAAACACGCAGAUGAGGAUGGCUACUCGGAAGGAAUUCCUCUUAGAACUCAAGAAUCUUUCAGGUUGUCAUGACGUGUUACGAUCUCCUUUUGCUUUUACCAUUCACAUGUUUGUAAAGAGCUCACAAUUCUUUACUCCUGAAACAAGAAAGUGCAGUGGAGUCUUUGGAUAUCCACUGUUGUAGUCUUUUAUCCCUUUACACGUGGACAUUGUAAAGAAAUGUAUGGAUACAGAUUGUUGAUUAUAUAGUCUGUAUUUUUAUUUUUCUUAUGAAGUAAUUCACACCUAUACCUUGUAUUUGAACGUUGGUCCACUAACAUGAGAAAAUUCCU
Molecule: messenger RNA, 1158 nt
Organism: Asparagus officinalis (garden asparagus)
Lineage: Eukaryota; Viridiplantae; Streptophyta; Magnoliopsida; Asparagales; Asparagaceae
Product: probable magnesium transporter NIPA4
Exons: 8
Coding region: 68-898 (276 amino acids)
Biological process (GO): magnesium ion transport
Cellular component (GO): membrane
Molecular function (GO): magnesium ion transmembrane transporter activity
Source: RefSeq, a predicted model, not a curated record